AUGGAUGCGGAAUUUCGCCACGACCAGCAGCACCUCGAAGCUGAUACGUCCGACACGGACUCGGCGCUCGGCGACGACAUUUCAGCAUAUACCCAGUCUCUCAGAUCCAGCUUACUGGAGAGUGUGCGCGAGAACGGGCGCGGUUACCACCGCUAUCUGACUAGCUCCGGCAAGGACUAUGUCAUGCCAGAGGACGAAGAGGAGCAGGACCGCCUUGACCUGCAGCACCAUAUCUUCGAGAAGACAUUCCACGGCAAGCUGCUACUCGCUCCAGUAGUACAAGAUCAAGUUCACGAGGUGCUUGACCUUGGAACGGGCACCGGUGCUUGGGCAAUUGAUUAUGCCGAUGAAAAUCCGGAAUCCAUGGUCACGGGCACUGAUCUCAGUCCCAUCCAGCCCAGCCUGGUGCCGCCCAACUGCAAAUUCGUGGUCGACGAUUUCGAGAAACCAUGGCUAUUCAAACAAAAAUUCGAUGUUGUCCAUGGUCGCGUUCUGGCCAGCUCCGUCAGUUCCUUUCCGGCACUGUUCCAGCGGGCCUUCGACGCGCUCCAUCCGGGCGGCUGGAUCGAAAUGCAAGACAUUUGCCUGCCACUCGGUAGCGACGACGGCACGCUGUCACCGGAUUGUGCGCAUGCCCGGUGGGUCGAGUAUUUCAUGGAAAGCCUGGAGAAGGGCCUCGGCCGCUCUUGGGCCUGGGCGGCGAAUUACAAGCAGUGGCUGGAGGAGGCUGGGUUCGAGGACGUCCAGCAGUUCAUAUUCAAAUGGCCCAUCAACACAUGGCCAAAGGACCCUAGAAUGAAGGAGAUUGGGGGCCUGAAUCUGGUGAAUUGCUCUUCUGGUUUGGAGGGAUUCUCGUUGCGUUUGUUCAUGGGGGUUCUGGGCAUGUCCAGAGAAGAAGUCGAGGUGUUUCUGGCGGAAGUGAGGAAGGACAUGAUGAAUCGCAAAAUUCAUGCCUAUUGGCCCAUGUGCGUACAAUUCCUCUGUGCUGAACUCGGAAGCUGA
Molecule: messenger RNA, 1002 nt
Organism: Cyphellophora europaea CBS 101466
Lineage: Eukaryota; Fungi; Ascomycota; Eurotiomycetes; Chaetothyriales; Cyphellophoraceae
Exons: 2
Coding region: 1-1002 (333 amino acids)
Molecular function (GO): methyltransferase activity
Source: RefSeq, a predicted model, not a curated record